AUGUCUAUAGAACUUCGAAAGAAUGAAGAGGCUGUCGCGGAUUGCUGUGGCACUCCAUUUUAUAUGGCACCUGAAGUUUUAAAUGGAAAGUCGUACACACGACAAUGCGAUAUUUGGAGUCUUGGAGUUAUAAUGUAUCAACUAUUAUCAAAUAAAUUUCCCUUUGAAUCACGAAACGACAAAAAGUUGGUGGAAGAGAUAACCAAUUACAAAUUAGGUGAAAGACAGAGUGAUUACAGCAAUAAUUUCAGUGGAAUGGCUUUUGCAUGCCUGUCUCAUAUGCUGAAUUUAGAUCCUAUAUAUAGGUACUCGGCGUCCGAGUUACUGCUUGAUUCUUGGUUCACUAUGCGCAGUGACGAUCACACCAACUGCAUAGUUCCAGCUAUGGAUUUUGAAUAUGUCCCUCAGAUAGCAAAUAUCGGUGGUUCCAAAAAGCUUAUUGAAUUGGGUCCUGCCACAAAGAGCCAAAAUGAUCCCUCGCUUUCAGGACAUAGGACCAACGUAAUGCUAUUGAUGAAGGAAUUUCACAGAGAACUUUAUCCAACUGACGCAUCUCCACUCGAAAAAAAUAAGAAAUGA
Messenger RNA from Protopolystoma xenopodis, 579 nucleotides. Lineage: Eukaryota; Metazoa; Platyhelminthes; Monogenea; Polystomatidea; Polystomatidae. The record is from the annotation of a GenBank genome assembly.